UGCACACGGUACCGAGCGCAAUGCGACACUUGAGUUCGUAUUUUGAAUUUUAUUUUUAAAUUUUCGAAAUAGGAUUUUGUUUUUUGUUUUCUUUUUAAAAAUGUGAAAGUGACGAAGGAGUUUGUGAAAUGAGUACCUACUUCCCGUAUAGGCGGCCGUCGAAACUGAACGAGUAUGGCCUGAAGAGGGUGCCGGACUACACAGAGCUGGCGUACAAGGAGGCUGUGUCCAAGUUGAGAUACUUCUUGUCGGGGAACUAUGCUCCAAGCGUACGCAGCUAUGGCGGGUCCCCCUCCAUCAAGAACCUGGACGAGUCGGACGGGGAUCUGGACAAGAAGUACUCCUCGCCAUACCACGCCUUGGCCGAGUACAAGCCACGCCCACGCCUCACUGCCAAGUACGCCACGCUGUAUGCCGACAGUCUGCACAACUAUACGCCGCAGCAUCACACCACUACUGUACCAGCACCAACAACGGGGUCUGGAGGCGGGGACCUGUCAGGCGGCACCAACCCCGACGUGGUGAACUUCAUCCAGAAGCAGGAGGAGUACAUAGAGCAGCUGGAGCGCGAGAGCCAAUACUGCAGGGAUGAGCUGAACAACCUCCUUGGGAAGGUGAAGGAAGUGAUAUCGGAGAACGAACAUCUACACGAGGCUCAGAAGAACAAGCUGAUUUCCCGAAUGUUCCACUCCUACAACGCUGGCUCCGAGACCGAUGAGCUGGACGAUAUUGGAGAUAGCACUGGCCUGGACAGCGACCAUAAGCUGUCACCAUCCAAAGGCCGCAGGUCGGCCAAGGUCCGGUCCACCAAAUUGGAAGGCCCUAACAUAGUCUUCGAGUCCCGCAUAGCUGAGCUGGAAGCCCAGCUCACACAGGCCAAGAUCGACCUUAAGAAAGUGCAGGAAGAAAAUAAUGAGAAUAAACGCAAACUAGCCUCUGGGCUUGUUGACUCAACGUGUCUCGACGGUUUCAAAAGGCAAAUUGAUAAUUUGCAGAGGGACAAAUCCUCUCUAGAAGCGCAAAUAUCGAAGCUGAAGUUGAGCCUGGAGCAGAAGGACGGUGACCUGGACGGACGAUACAAGCGAGGGUCCGACGCCGUGGAGCAGCAGCUCAGAGAUGAGAGGAACAACCUGGAGGCUGAGAUACGCAGGCUCAAGGACGAUUUGAAUAAAGAACGCAACAAAGUUCGCGAAAUGGCCGGCGAGGGAGCGCGUCGAGCUAUCCAAGAGAGGAGCGCGGCGGAACAGCGAUACAACGCGCACUUUGACGAGCUGCAACACGAUUUGGCUGCGCAAUACGAUAACGUGGCUAAGUUGCAGCUCGACUUGGAGCGCCAACGUCGCGAAGAAAACGACUUGAAGCGAGAGCUGUCCAUGAAGAACUCUGCCAUCGACGAGCUAAAGAUGGAGUUAAAGAACAAAACAUCAUCUCUGCAAGCAGACCUGGCUCAAGCCCAUGCUGAAAAGGCGUCCUUAGACGAGGAGCUGGCCAGCGCCCGGUUGGCCAUUGAGCGUCACCAGCGUCAGAACAAGCAUGAGACUAACCGCUUGAACUCUGAGGUGAGGACUCUUAUCUCACUGAUCUGGGGGCAGGGCGUGGCGACGCGUGCGCAACUAGGCCCCGCGGGGUGCGAGGGGCGCGGAAUCGAAGGGACAGUACACGUAAAACUAGGCAGGAUGCUUGUGGUACACUGUACUACUGAAGAGCGAUUUUGUGAUGAAGACUUCAUCGCUAAAGUCAGUAAACAGGAGCUGAAGCCUCCGGCUCUGCAGUUUGUGAAAAAGCGCCAGAACAGUAUUAUUCAUAUCGCCUACGAGUUGUGUAGAGCCAGCUAG
Ostrinia furnacalis (Asian corn borer) is the source of this 1835-nucleotide messenger RNA. RefSeq names its product serologically defined colon cancer antigen 8 homolog. The record is from RefSeq and is a predicted model, not a curated record. Gene Ontology annotation, cellular component: centrosome; centriole. The transcript is spliced from 12 exons. Gene Ontology annotation, biological process: centrosome cycle; tube formation; establishment of cell polarity. Lineage: Eukaryota; Metazoa; Arthropoda; Insecta; Lepidoptera; Crambidae. The coding region runs from base 129 to 1835 and encodes 568 amino acids.